This is a messenger RNA of Microplitis demolitor, 1428 nucleotides long. It is a transcript of the gene scrt, whose product is annotated as transcriptional repressor scratch 1. NCBI's taxonomy places the organism in Eukaryota, Metazoa, Arthropoda, Insecta, Hymenoptera, Braconidae. Gene Ontology annotation, biological process: regulation of DNA-templated transcription. Gene Ontology annotation, molecular function: RNA polymerase II cis-regulatory region sequence-specific DNA binding; DNA-binding transcription factor activity, RNA polymerase II-specific. The record is from RefSeq and is a predicted model, not a curated record. The annotation marks the transcript as partial. The transcript has 3 exons.
AUGCCACGUUGUCUUAUGGCUAAAAAGUGGAAGGCCUAUCCAUGGCCAGACAGACAGGAUGAUAACGAGGAUACGGAGAAAUGUAAUAUUGAAACCGUCCAAGAAAAACGAAGGGUGGCUGUAGAAAUGGAAGAUGAAGAGAUUGACGUGGUAGGUGAUAGUACGAGUGAAGGCCACAGUAUGAAUCAGCAAACAUGCUGGGGUCCGCAUAGUCCUACUGCCGGUACAACUGCUCCGAGUCCACCGCCACUAAACGCUUCGGGAGCGCUCUACUAUCAUGGCUAUAAUCAUGAACCAUGGCUAAAUCACGAUGAACCACCAAAAUAUGCAACGUUACGAUCAGCAGCAGAAUUAGCUCGACCUUUAUUGGAUUCUUCAUCAGAACAUUACGAUCAUCAACAACAGUGCACUAGCUCUCUGCUACCGUUACAAAGUAUACCGGGUGUGCCAUCUCGUACAAAAAGUCUAUCAAUGUGCUUUACAAGUACAGGUACCGCGCUAUCACUUCCACCGAAAAAAAAAGACAUUUACCGUCCGUAUAGCCUGCAACCGAACGUGGAAGUUUUACGAAAUUCUCCUGAGGAAGAACUCUCAGCUGCUCAAGCAAUUUUAGAUUUGAGUGCAUCACCAGUAGCACCAAGUCAUUCGGUAUUUAUACAUACUUUAUCACUGCCACCAGCAUCUUCUAAUUCAUCAGCUACUGCAGUAUCAUCGUCUCCUGAACCAUCGCCAAUUCCAGUUUCCGUAGUAGUAUCAGUUCCUUCACAUAAUAUUUCCAAUAAACAAGAACCUAGUCUAGAAUCUCUUCCUCCUGAUAGUGCUGAAACGUGUUCAAAUAGCAUUGUCAGCAGCAACAAUGUAAGCAAGAGUAAUAAAACGGUCGCUUAUACAUACGAAGCCUUUUUCGUAUCAGAUGGAAGAUCUAAACGACGUCCCAACAGCACGGCAGUUCUAGAGGCAGAACCAGUACAAACUGAAAAACCAAAGUUUACCUGCACAGAAUGUGGCAAACAGUAUGCUACGUCGUCCAACCUCUCACGACAUAAGCAAACACAUCGAAGUCUUGAUUCUCAGUCAGCGAAAAAAUGUAUUCAUUGUGGCAAAGCUUAUGUAAGCAUGCCUGCCUUAGCAAUGCAUGUACUUACUCAUAAGCUCACUCAUAGUUGCGGUAUUUGCGGUAAAAUGUUCUCUAGACCUUGGUUGCUUCAGGGGCAUCUUAGGAGCCAUACCGGUGAAAAACCUUAUGGAUGUGCCCACUGUGGCAAAGCUUUUGCGGACAGAUCAAAUCUCCGUGCUCACAUGCAGACUCACUCAGCAGAUAAAAACUAUGAAUGUUCCAGAUGUCAUAAGACCUUUGCAUUGAAAUCAUACUUAAAUAAACACUCGGAGUCAGCUUGUUUAAGAGACGAAGAUAAUAAUAAUAAUGAU